This is a messenger RNA of Onychostoma macrolepis, 2170 nucleotides long. RefSeq names its product modulator of smoothened b (gene mosmob). Gene Ontology annotation, cellular component: Golgi apparatus; ciliary membrane. Gene Ontology annotation, biological process: negative regulation of smoothened signaling pathway. The transcript is spliced from 4 exons. Lineage: Eukaryota; Metazoa; Chordata; Actinopteri; Cypriniformes; Cyprinidae. The record is from RefSeq and is a predicted model, not a curated record. Bases 475 to 984 code for a protein of 169 amino acids.
UGCCCCCUCCGUUAUUCCUUACAAAGGGAAAACAUCUCGCGAGCAGGGUUGUGUUUUGAAAGGUUCGCGGACGCUCUUUUACGGUAUAUUAGUUCAAACUGAAACGCGGAAGAACGUAAGACAAGGAGGACAGCGGAGGUUAUCGAUACAGCGCGACAUUUGCCAGUAUAUCCGAUACUGAUGCGAGAACAGACUCGAGCGCUGUGGAAUCGUUUUCCUUUUUCAAUGAUAUCCAUAAAUCAAGAGGGAAGAUCCAGCACGGAUGUAACACAUCGGAAUAGUUGGGAUUUUCCUCACAGCCGUGCUCAAGUAUGGGCUCACCUUUCAGGCUGUUGUUAGUGGAGUUCGUGAGGGAACUGCAUGAAGAGCAUCUCCAUGAGGUUCUCUCUGAAAAGAGGGAGUGAAAGUUGCAUCCAUCUCAUACAAUCCCAAACAUCUAACAGCCCUAAACUCAUGUAGUUCACAGACUGAGGUAUGAAAAUGGAUAAACUCACCAUUAUUUCAGGAUGUCUCUUUCUCGCGGCAGAUAUCUUCGCAAUUGCAAGCAUUGCAAAUCCAGACUGGAUCAAUACAGGCGGUCAAGAGGGCGCUCUGACUGUGGGUCUAGUCAAGCAAUGCCAGACCAUCCACGGUCGAACCAGGGUAUGUAUCUCCCCAAGCCUUCCUCCAGAAUGGAUCACUACCCUGUUCUUCAUCAUCUUAGGCAUCAUCUCGCUCUCUAUCACAUGUGGCCUGCUUGUGAUCUCACACUGGAGGCGAGAGGCUACAAAAUAUGCCCGCUGGAUCGCCUUCAUGGGAAUGGUCCUCUUCUGCAUGGCUGCUCUCAUAUUUCCAGUUGGAUUUUACAUCAAUCAAGUCGGAGGACAACCUUACAAAUUACCCAAUAAUACUGUGGUUGGGUCCUCAUAUGUACUGUUUGUUUUAUCAAUAUUUUUUACAAUAGUUGGACUUCUUUUUGCGGGUAAAGUCUGUCUGCCUGGCUGACAAAUCCUCUGGUUUUCAAUUUUUUUUUAUGCUACAUAUUUGACUUUUUCAAUGCCAGUGUGGUUUAAAUGAUGACCAAAAAAAAAUAAUAAAUAAUAAAAAUACAAACACUUCAAAGGGAUGACUCGUUGACACAAAAGGGCCUUUUUGCAGUGGAAAUGUUAUUAUAAUGAUAUUGUGGUCAAUAAAAAAUUUACAUAAGCAAUAAUGUACAAUCAGAAAGUCAUUAUCACUAAAUAAAUCAUCCUUGCAUUGCCCUGAUGGGGGUUACUUAGCGGUAAUGACUGGCGGACUGUACAAUAUCCCGCUUAUGACAUGGCUACCCACCAAAUAAAUAAAUAUAUGGUCAUAUAACAAUGAUUUGUGUUGAAAUGAUUGUAUAACAUUUUACCUGUACUGUAUAUUACCUUAAAGAAAUAGUUCACUUAAAAAUGAAAAUUUACUGAAAAUUUAAUCACUCUCAUCCAAUUUGUAGAUGAGUUUGUUUCAUCCUUGGAACACUUGCACACCAAUGAAUCCUCUGCAGUGAAUGGGUGCCGUCUGAUUGAGAGUCCAAACAGCUGAUAAAAACAACACAAUAAUCCACAAGUAAUCCACACCACUCCAGUCCAUCAAUUAACAUCUUGUGGAAUGAAAAGCAGUGUGUUUGAUAGAAACAAAUCCGUCAUGAAUUUCAAACCAUUGCUUCUGACUAAAAUACCUUUCUCCAGUUUUACUAUUGUAAGGGAAUUACAGUUAAACCCCAUAGAGGCCAAUGUGCUCCGUGAAGACCAGGAGUCAAAUCUGAAGUUCAAUCAGUUGACAGUUCUCCACACGUCCAAAGGCAAAUCUUGGAGACACAAAAUUCCAUUCAUAAGCAACUACUGAAAGGGUCGUAGGUGAGUCAUUAAUCUUCUCAUGUGAGCAGUAGUUGAUUCUCCUGGAGACUGCUCCUUUGGCAUGGUGACAUAUUCUUAAACAACCCCUGCAAAUACACCAUUAGAUAAAACAAUAUAUUUUCAAAAUAUAUUACUGGAACAGAACAAUAUAGAGCACAGAGCAACUUCUACACAUGCUUUACUGUCAUAGUUUAACAUAUAGCGACAAAUGGUGCUAUUGUCUCUAAAAAGAAUUACAAAUGCUUAGCAUAAAUAUGGGUUAGUUGGUUUUACAUGUCUCAUACAGCUAUCAUGAGAACCACCGAAUA